GCCCAGUUGCUAGCUGUCUGAAGCGGCAGCGAGCGGAGUUGGGCAAGAAGCUUCCGUCUCUCUCUGGGCUGCGGAAACUACUACAAGAAAGCCAGAGAUCUCUCUUGGUUGGAGACUCUUGAACGGCGGCUGUGAUUUGGGGAAAGGUUGAACGCUUUAUUCAGAGUCUCAGCUCAACUGACUAUACAUAUUUAGAACAUUUUCAUCUGAUAAAGGUUAAAGGCCUUCGGAGAUGGGCGACAAGGCGGGGACCAGAGUCUUCAAGAAGUCCAGCCCCAACUGCAAGCUCACAGUAUACUUGGGGAAGAGGGACUUUGUGGAUCAUCUAGAUCACGUGGACCCUGUAGAUGGGGUGCUCUUGAUCGACCCAGAAUACCUUAAAGACAGAAAAGUGUUCGUGACCCUGACGUGUGCCUUCCGUUAUGGUCGCGAAGAUCUGGAUGUUUUGGGCCUGUCCUUCCGUAAGGAUCUCUUCAUCUCCAGUUUCCAGGCAUAUCCUUCCUUGCCUGAGGAACGUAAACCACUCAGUCGGCUGCAGGAGAGACUGCUGAAGAAGCUCGGACAGAACGCUUACCCUUUCAACUUCACGAUUCCUCAAAACCUUCCCUGCUCGGUUACUCUACAGCCAGGCCCAGAAGACACAGGAAAGGCUUGUGGUGUAGACUUUGAAGUCAGGGCAUUCUGUGCAAAAACUGUGGAUGAGAAGACUCACAAACGGAAUUCUGUGCGGUUGGUAAUUCGGAAGGUACAGUAUGCUCCAGAGAAACCUGGUCCGCAGCCAAUGGUGGAGACCACACGGAGCUUCCUUAUGUCUGAUCGCUCCCUUCACCUUGAGGCCUCGCUAGAUAAAGAACUUUACUACCAUGGUGAACCUAUCAGUGUGAAUGUCCAUGUCACCAACAAUUCCACCAAAACAGUCAAACGAGUGAAAAUUUCUGUGCGACAGUAUGCUGAUAUCUGUUUGUUCAGCACCGCCCAAUACAAAUGUCCUGUGGCUCUGGUAGAGAACGAUGACCAGGUAUCACCCAGCUCAACAUUUUGCAAGGUGUAUACACUCACUCCCACGCUGACCAACAACAGAGAGAAGAGAGGUCUGGCUCUGGAUGGUCAGCUAAAGCAUGAAGAUACCAACUUGGCCUCCAGUACCAUAGUGAAGGAUGUUUCUAAUAAGGAGGUUCUGGGAAUUUUGGUGUCCUACAGAGUUAAAGUCAAGCUAGUGGUGUCUCGUGGAGGUGACGUGUCUGUGGAGUUGCCUUUUGUCCUGAUGCACCCUAAGCCCUCCGAACAGCCAAAUUCGAGACCGCAGUCAGCUGUGCCAGAGACAGAUGUCCCUGUGGAUGCCAACCUCAUAGAGUUUGAAACAAAUAACAUUUCCCAGGAUGAUGACUUUGUGUUUGAGGACUUUGCGAGGCUCAGGCUGAAGGGAAUGAAAGAUGAAGAGGACGACCACUUCUGCUAACCCCCCUCCUCUAAUAUACAAACACACACACACACACACACACACACACACACACACACACAUAAUCAUGACACCAUAAAGAGGAAGUGAAACAGGAAGCAAAGGAAGUGGAAUGGGGUUUAAGGUGUCAAUCUGCCAGUACUCUCAUACCAUUGCUCCACUGGGCCCAUCUGAUGGAGUGGAGCACAAAGUGAUAUUUCAAAGCCUUUUGUCUGUUUUUCCUUCAUCCUUCCUUUCUUUUUUCUUUUUUACUUUUCUUUUGCCUUCCUGCUACACCACUUUGCCAUGUGUGACAUGGUUCUUACAUUGACCCUUUUUCUCUGGUCACAUGAGCCACUUCACUCUUGUGCUUGUAUGUUGGAGAGAAAUAUAUUGAGCAAAGCAACUGAAUUUACACCUGGUAUUCAGAUACGUUUGGUCGAUAGGAUCACAAGUGGAGGAGAGAGACGCAUGUUCGUUCACACCUGGGGUUUUAAUCAGUCUCUCUUGUCCACUUUCCACCACUUCUGUCCUGAUUACUUUGAGGGGGUGGUCUGUGGGAUUUCUUUUGAACACGAGUGGGAUAAAAGAUGGGUUUAAAUUGACUCGCGCUAUAAUAUGUCAGAAUGCCAUUGCUUGUGUUGUUAAUAAACACGAUGCACAAUGUUUUAUACAGGUUAAUGCAAGGGCGCUCUCAGAUAUUUCAGAGCAAUUGGUGAAAUAAGCUUUCUCAACUUGCACACAAUGCAAAUGGAAAUGUAAGGUAGCGUGCACACCAAAGCGUUUACCCCAGCGGCCAUCAUAUGUUUCUAAUGGAAGCACCACGCUUUUAACAAAACGGCAGCAGCUAGCGUGUUUUUUCUGUGCCGAGAACUGAAAAAUAUUCAACUUUGGGUCAAAUAUUCAACUCGUCAAUGUCGUCCAAUCACAGUGGAGGAGGGGUGGGACAAAUAUCACAACAACGAACGAGCGCAUUGUUUUAAUGAUGAAAUAUAGAAAUACACAGAAAUAUAGCAACCAAAGCGAAGAAAAGACGGCAAGCGUCUACAGUUGGUGUCCGCCUGGCCUUGGUAUGUAUGCCCCGUAAAUGAGAGGUGAAGAGCAACCACUUUAGUUUUAUCAAUGAAAGCCUAAAGACCGCACAGAACACGAAGUCGGGACAGAUGUAAAAACAUUGUGCCCGUCAGUGUUGGGGGUAACGCAUUACUUAAUAAUAUUACUUUUCUGAAGUAACGAGUAAAGUAACGCAUUACUUUUUAAAUGUACACUUUAAUAUUUUAGUUACUUUUUCAAAAAAGUAAUGCAAGUUACUUUUUUAGUUUAAUUAAUUCGAUUUGAAAAAAAUUAUGUACCGAAUUAAACUAAAUGUAGUCACAUUGUGCACUCUAUGUGUACACGCCUGUGUGGGAACAGUUUGAGUCAGAAACUGAGAUGGGAGGCCAGAGCUCAACAUUUUUGUGAUGAAAUAUGCGAUUUAACUUUUCAGUCAUAAAAACACCUGCAAGGCCUAAAAGAGAUCAAGCCUCAGCCAAGAGAAAGUAUCGCAAAAGUAAUUAAAAAGUAAUGUAAGUAUUACUUUCCAUGAAAAGUAACUAAGUAACGCAAUAAGUUACUUUUUUGGGAGUAACUUUUAACAUUGUGAUGCAUUACUUUUAAAAGUAACUUUCCCCAACACUGGUGCUUGGUACAUCACAUUAGAUCAAUAGGCAGAGAGUGGGUGGCAUUUUGUGGCUGUUCAAACACAUUUGACAAUGAGCGUGACCGCACAAAAGCAAUACCUCUGAAAAAACCUAUUACACUGCGUUUAGUGUCGUCCACUUGUGAUCCGAUCAACCAAAAUGCAUCUUCAUACCAGGUGUAAAAAGUUCUUCAAUGGGUUAUCUAGACAUCAAUGUAUGAGAUUGUGGAUAGGCGGAGGAUCCAUCCAUUCAGGGUUGAAUUUAUUUUGUUUAUUAUUUCUUGUUAUAUUCCCACUUAUAUAUAUCAAGUGGGCACUACUAGCUAUGUAAUGAAGAUAUAUAUAUAUAUGUUCCAUGUUAUUUCAUUGUACAGUACAUACACUGUUCACAAACACCAUAGGGAACUUGAGUUUGGUGUUGAUUUUAUUCCUGUAAUCCAAUCCAUCCAUACUUGCUCAGCGGCUUUUAUGUUAUAGUUAUGUCAAAUGUAAACAUAUCAUACAAAUUUGUAGUAACACUUUUCUGUGCGCUUGUAGUGCACAUAAUACUCAAAUAAUUAAGGAUGUGGCAUUUGUAGUGGAAAAGUAGUCGGCAGAGUGCAUUGGGACACAAACGUCUGUUUUCUUAUUGUACAUUUUAGCAUCUACGAUAUACCACAUGUUGAGUUAUAGAAUAUGUAUACACUGCUACAAGUCUUCAGUUGAACAUUAGUUUGUAGAUAAGGCCAGCAACAGGAUGCCAGAUGUCUGUUAUUUCUGUAUAUGUGCCACACAAAAUGUAAUUCUUUAUUAUUUGUGCCUGCCAAACUAUUUGCCAAAAUGUGAUGAUUUAAGAUGCUGCUUGUAAGUUAAGCUAAGUUCAAUUCUUGCUCAUUCCAUGUUUUAGUUCACUGUUACAACUGUUGAUGUAACCAUUGGACUGCCAGAAAUAUUUCAAUAUUAAUGGUUAUGUUAAAGUCUCAUUUAUAGCGUGAUUUCCAGACGUUUUACUGUUUAGUCUUCUGCAAGGAACAAGCCUUCAACAUUCUGCAUAGUUUACUACUGAACAGUGGCAAAAAUUAUGUUAUGGUUAAACUUGUUACAUUGUGUACAAAGAAUGCAAUAUUUUGCAGUAAACAAAGUGGAGCUCCCAUUGAAGGACAAAAAGCUAUAUCUUAAAUAAAGGUUUGCUUUCUUUAAAGCACCCAAAAAGUCAAGUCAGUGGGCAUACUUGCAUUGGGUUUUAACUUUUACGUGUCCUCUAGUAGGGGGUUUAAAGGUCUUGUCCUCUUGUAGGUCUACACAACCACAAAUCUCGACAGAGACCUAGAAACAUUGCAGGAGAUCUUUUAGAUGAUAAAGAGAAAUGCAACUAACCAUUGCUUAACCCAGUAACAUUAGUAGUCUAUAACGUGUGAAUAGAUGAGUUUCCCAGCUAUUAUGUUUUUUUAUUGUCAAAAACACGACAAAGACAUCUUUUAUUGUGAAUUCAGAGUUUAUUUUUAUGAGAGCUGGAGAAUGUUGUAUAUAAUGUAAUUGUCUAUGAAUAUUGUACACCAUUAAUGUCAGGAGACUGUCUAUGUCCAGUAAAGUCAAAAGGAGGAUGUUAAGUUUGAUAGUUUUGCUUUCCGGCUAGUUUCCACUGCAGUCCUAUAGUUGAGAUUGAUAUUUUUUCAGCACUGUCUAUACAGUACAGGAAGUGAUUGGCGUAAUGUGAUGUGAAAUUUUCCAAAUUUAAAGCAAAUGCUGAAUAGAACACUUUCUAUUGUCCAAUUUUGAUAGUUGCUGAUUUUUAUAGAUGAAACCUUUUAACGGCAUGUAUAGAUAUGUAAUCCUGAAAACUGAAAUUCAGUCAUUCUGUAAGAUUUUGCAAGCAGAAUUAUGAACAUUGUUUAUAAAGCAAGUACAUUGUGUAAAAAUAUCACUGUACUCUGUGAUUAAGAACUUGAUAAAACUGGCAUAUUAUGUAAAGACAACUUUGUGAGUUUGGAUAAACAUUAACAGAUCUGAAAUCACUGUGGCACGAGCCAUUAGUUAUUUUCCUCAAUAAAUAAAGCAUCAGCAAUAGCUUGAAACCAGCACCAGUCAUGCAUUUUGUGGUAACGAUUAUUGUGAUACAAUCAUUACAGUAGGAUUGUUAUAUCACAUAUUGGUUUCAUAUAUGUACACUUUGAUCUGUCAAGAAUAUAAUGGCUUAUUUUUGACAUGGCCAUGAAUGGUUUAAAGCUUAUUUUCUGUCCUGUAGUGGGUGCUUUGCUAGAAAGCUGCGCAUGCAUUCUAGAUCCCGGCUUUAAAAAUGUUGUACUUUUGUAGCGCAAUCUCACUGCAUCUUAAUAUAAAAUUUGCUUUGUGAUCUGAAUGGAGCCUGAUAUGUCCUUUAAGCAGACAAAUGUAAAGGUUAUUCAUUUGGGUCUGAGGAAACCCCACAGUCUUGUUGGUUUGUAGAAUGUCUAGACCAAUGUCACUUUUUAAAGGAUGAUUUUAAAGCUACUUCUCACUAAUAAAAUUAAGUAAAUAAAUGCAAGCUACCAGUUGAAAGAA
Paramisgurnus dabryanus is the source of this 5636-nucleotide messenger RNA. It is a transcript of the gene arrb2b, whose product is annotated as arrestin, beta 2b. Gene Ontology annotation, molecular function: angiotensin receptor binding. The record is from RefSeq and is a predicted model, not a curated record. Gene Ontology annotation, biological process: positive regulation of ERK1 and ERK2 cascade; signal transduction; G protein-coupled receptor internalization. NCBI's taxonomy places the organism in Eukaryota, Metazoa, Chordata, Actinopteri, Cypriniformes, Cobitidae. Gene Ontology annotation, cellular component: cytoplasm.